ACGACCAUGUUAAAUAGAUCACAUGCUAUGCAUAAAUUUGUCCAGCUUUUCUCGAACAGUUUAUGCUAUGCUUUGACGCUGCAUAAAGCCAUAGAGCAAUUGCGGACAGAGACCAGCUCUGCAAAAAUGGCGAAACGUUUCAAGCUUAAAUUGUCGAGAGUAAUCACAUCCUUCAAUUCUUGCCGCUCCAAAGACCCGUCCACUUUCCCCGCCAAUCCUGUCCCUUCAUUUCUCGGACUUUCUCCGGUCAAACUCCAUCUCCCACCUCCAUCCAAGCCCCAACACUCUUCCUCUAUCAAGCGUCAUAUGUCCUCAGCCUUCGCUUCAAUCACCAGUGGCUUCAGAUCACGAUCCACUACUACACAUUACCUCUCUGAGACCGAACGCACCAAAUCACCACCACCACCUCCUCCUCCUCCUCCGCCUGAGUUCCAAUGGGAAAGAGAAGAGAAAUGGCACGUUGUGGCCAAAAUGUACGACGAAACUCCUCGUCGGAAAAUUUCUAACUCUUUGGUUUCCUGUGACUUUGAAAACGAUAACAUUUUUCUUCCUCCACCUCCUCCGCCCAACACGGAGCGGAAAAGACGACGGAUUAAAAAGAAGAAGAAAACAACACCAAGAAUCCGCAUCAGCAGUUCCUCAGCUGAUAGCGGACUUUUCAGCAGUGAAGGUUUAGAUGAUGAUGAAGAAGAAAUUGAUAUAGACAAUGAGGAAACGGAAACGUUAGUAUCAUCAACCAGAAGCUUCUCUACUGAUUAUUCUUCGCCGGAGUUCCGUGCCCAUUUGGAAACCAUACGUGAAUCACCCCUUAACAGGAUCAGUCAUCGCAGGAAAAAGGUUAAGAAGGCAAAAAGAUACGUUAAAAGGAAAGCGAGAAAGAGUUGUGACGAGUCACAGUCAUCUCCGGCCAGAUUGUCGAGGUUUCAGUGGCUGAUACCGUGCACGGUGGAGGGAAAGGUGAGGGAGAGCUUCGCAGUGGUGAAGAAAUCGGAGGACCCGUACGAGGACUUCAAGAGAUCGAUGAUGGAGAUGAUAUUGGAGAAGCAAAUGUUUGAAGUGACUGAUUUGGAGCAACUUUUGCAGUGUUUCUUGUCUUUGAAUUCUAGGCAUUAUCAUGGGGUUAUUGUUGAGGCUUUCUCUGAGAUUUGGGAGGAUUUGUUCUGUAAAAGUUCCAUUACCUAUGGAGUUUCAAGAGCUAUUUAAAUUAGUUAAAUUAGUUAAUAAUCAAAUUUCGAAUCUUGCAAUU
Hevea brasiliensis (rubber tree) is the source of this 1246-nucleotide messenger RNA. RefSeq names its product transcription repressor OFP7-like. The transcript has a single exon. The record is from RefSeq and is a predicted model, not a curated record. Lineage: Eukaryota; Viridiplantae; Streptophyta; Magnoliopsida; Malpighiales; Euphorbiaceae. The coding region runs from base 7 to 1203 and encodes 398 amino acids. Gene Ontology annotation, biological process: negative regulation of DNA-templated transcription.